Molecule: messenger RNA, 327 nt
Organism: Penicillium antarcticum
Lineage: Eukaryota; Fungi; Ascomycota; Eurotiomycetes; Eurotiales; Aspergillaceae
Exons: 1
Coding region: 1-327 (108 amino acids)
Source: RefSeq, a predicted model, not a curated record
AUGCCUCAGUGGCUUGGGUCCAUGACGUACCAAGACGACCACUCCCUGGCCGGCGUAUUCAAGAUCGAGGGCGAGCAAUGGGUUUUCGAGAACCCGCGUUCAAAAACAGCCGCGACCUUCCAACAUGCUCCGGCUGUUGUGAAUAUUCCUUGGAGGGAGGUCGAAAGCAUCCGACAUUCCCUCCGUGUGCGUGAGCCUUUUACCGCGAUUAUCAGCGGGUCUACUAUGGAGAUCACCUGGUCGAAUGGGGUUCGAAUCACGGCAAAUGUGCCGCAUUCUGGUGAUUAUGGGUAUUUCUCUGGGGAGGGUGGUUGGCGGGCGCAGUGA